Huiozyma naganishii CBS 8797 is the source of this 651-nucleotide messenger RNA. It is a transcript of the gene TLG1, whose product is annotated as Tlg1p. Gene Ontology annotation, molecular function: SNARE binding; SNAP receptor activity. Lineage: Eukaryota; Fungi; Ascomycota; Saccharomycetes; Saccharomycetales; Saccharomycetaceae. The coding region runs from base 1 to 651 and encodes 216 amino acids. Gene Ontology annotation, cellular component: endomembrane system; SNARE complex. The transcript has a single exon. Gene Ontology annotation, biological process: Golgi to vacuole transport; vesicle fusion; intracellular protein transport. The record is from RefSeq and is a predicted model, not a curated record.
AUGAGCGACGUCGAGGAUCCCUUCGACCAGGUGCUCAAGGACGCAGAGGAGCAGUUGGAGAGGCUUUCUGCGCAUUUGCGGACUCAUACGCCGGACGGCGAGGUACAGGAGAUCCUAGAGGACGUGAGGGACACGCUGGAGGACCUAGAUAGAAGCCUUAUUGUAAUACAGAACACGGGGGUCGAUACUGCAGAGCGGCAGAGACGACUGGGCAAGCUACGAUCGGAGUAUGAGCGGUUAUCUGCUCUCCCCGAGGGCGGACCUGGCGCAGUGACAGAGGCAGAUACCGCUGCAGGCGCAAGUGCAACUGCCAGCGGUGAGGUAGUAGGGGACGAACCCAUGGCCACCGAUCUAUCCAACCCGUUCCAGCAGCAGAUCCUCCAGGAGCAGGAUUCUCAUCUUGACGAUAUACACAAGUCUAUGCACAACUUGCAUCUGCACGCACAAACGAUGGGUCAGGAGCUGCAAGACCAGGGCGAACUGCUCGACCAGAUGGACGGAGAGUUUGACACGUUGUCGGGGAAGCUGCACAGGGGCCGGAGACAGCUCGAGUGGGUCUACGAGAAGAACAAGGAAAAGGUCAACGAUUGUUGCAUAAUGCUGCUGAUCAUCGCACUGAUCGCACUCCUCGUGUUCGCCUUCAUCGCCUGA